Molecule: messenger RNA, 7110 nt
Organism: Oncorhynchus keta (chum salmon)
Lineage: Eukaryota; Metazoa; Chordata; Actinopteri; Salmoniformes; Salmonidae
Product: zinc finger FYVE domain-containing protein 9-like
Biological process (GO): endosomal transport
Cellular component (GO): early endosome membrane
Molecular function (GO): metal ion binding
Source: RefSeq, a predicted model, not a curated record
UCACAUAUAAUUUAAUUCAAUAUACUGUCUGGAAACAACUUUCCUGAUCAUUAAUUUCUGCCUGACAUAAGAAUUCAUUGCAAAUUCAACAUCGGGGCUUCAGGCUAAUCACAUCAUUGCAUGGUUCCACAGCCAAUGUGAAAGCCUAUAUCAAAAUGAUUGCCAUCGGUUACGUUUAAUUAUGGAGUUCUAUCUCAUAUGUAGUACACUACUUUUGACUGCGUUGAACUAGAUAGGGAAUUGGGUGUCGUUUUAAGACGUAUUUCCUCAGGAUCAAGGGGCGCUGUGCUGCUGUUUAUUCUUGCUCUGGCUUUGCGGCCUUUUCUGUUGCCUGGAAAAGCCCUCUCACAAGGUUAUGAAAUGAGUGUCAUUUUGAUUUAACGGUGGAGCUCGUUUUUUAAUCCCGGACUCGGUCACUAUUCGGAUGGGUUGAGCCAAGAUGUCGUGCUUUUUACUGCUGUCGCAGCUCCGGUAACCGUUCCUCAUGUUAACCCUUGGGGGAGGAGGGAUUCUUGAGUGCUGUCGCACAACUAUUACUUUCCGACUUCUGCUGUUCGAGUCUGGCAACAACAGAACUGGAAGUGGUUGUGGGUUUUGGUUUUCACGGCGAGACUUGUAAAAUCUCAUUUUUUUUUAAAGGCGAUCGUUGUAAAUGAUCUCUCUGCGUGUGUGUGUGUGUGAGGGAGAAUGAGGGAUACCAACGGGAGGAUUUCGUGGCACUACUCGGGAUGAUGGGAAUUCCACCGGUAUGGGCGCUUGGCGCUGGCCAGACUGGAUGAGGAAGUGAGGCUGAGAGAGUGGUCAGCAGAGAGACAACGGCUACCUGGGACUGCAGCAGGAAGAGGACCUUUGGGCAGAGGAGAGAGAGGUCAGCAGAGAGACAACGGCUACCUGGGACUGCAGCAGGAAGAGGACCUUUGGGCAGAGGAGAGAGAGGUCAGCAGAGAGACAACGGCUACCUGGGACUGCGGCAGGAAGAGGACCUUUGGGCAGAGGAGAGAGAGGUCAGCAGAGAGACAACGGCUACCUGGGACUGCGGCAGGAAGAGGACCUUUGGGCAGGUUCCUGCAGCGUGUGUCAGGGUGGAGUUACCUGACCCAUGGAGAAUUACUUCCAGACAGAGGCCUUCAACCUGGACAAGGUGCUGGAUGACUUUGAACAGAACCAAGAUGAUGAGACAGACAGUCCCACUCUGUCGGAUGCUAAGUGGAGUCAGAUCCUGGCCCCUCCGACCCACUUCCUGUCUCUGAACCCUGCUCUGGCUUUGACCCCUGACCCCAGGGGCGGGGACAGUCCCCUCCCCUUCAAGACCCUCCCAACCCUCGACCCGUCCUCUAACGACUUCCAGGGCCCUGACUCCAAACGCCACCCCGCUGCCAAGCCUCCUUCCUGGGGAGAGGGAGAGCCAGGCUGCGCUGCGGACGUCCACAGCCCUCCGCUCCCCCAACCCAACAUCGGCAAGCUGGUGGGGGUGAGGAGGGCUUGUCUCCCCUUGACGAACUCUGCAAGGGGAUCCAAACGACCCCUUCAAACCACCAGCCGCCUGCCCCCUCUGACCCACGUCCUGAUGUCCCUCUGGAGGGAGAGGACAGAGAGGAGGCUGACAUGGCUGGGGACAGUCACAGGACACUGGGGGAGAGGACAGAAUGGAGGGGUGAUGGAAGAACUGAGAGGGGGGACAAAAGAGUGUAGGAAGUCUUCUCAGAAGGAGAAGAGGUUGAAUGGAGAGCUGGACAAGAGUGGGGUUCAGAAUGGAGAGGUGGCUCUCACCAACGGCCUGGCUACUGCAGGGAAGAAGAAGAAGAGGGGUCUCUCACCUCCCCCCUCCAAGGAGGACUCUGUAACAGAGGAGAAGGAGAUGGAGGAGAGCAAGCAAGAGCACGAAGGAGGAGGAGAAAGAGGCGGUAGCUCUUUACCCAAGAAACUGAACAACAGUUGUUUGCAGCCGGUGAGCUUGCCGUUCGGAGGGGCACGUCCUAAACAGCCGGUCAGUCUCAAACUCCAGAUCCCCCGGCCCCUAUACGAACAGGUCCAGAACCAGCUGGCGCCUUCUGCUAACACUGCCGGCAACGUUACUGGUGGAGGAAAGAACAAGAACCUUGAGAACCGUGGCGGUGCCGGAAUCAUGGAUACGGCAACUGUACUUGCCUUGGGCGACCCUGGUGGUGGUGGUGUUGUGAAGGGGGAGGUGCUAACCGGGGAGUCUCCGUCAUCAUCGUCGGGCCUGGUGGAGGUGUCCGAGAGCAGCCCGGAUAAUGACUUCCAGGCAGGGCAGCAUCACCAAGGCGCUCUGCCCAGGAAACAGCUCUCCUCCCUGGGGGAUGGCCCCGUGUGGGUCCCUGACUCCCAGGCUCCAGUCUGUAUGAAGUGCGAAGUCCGCUUCACCUUCACCAAGAGGAGGCAUCACUGCAGGGCCUGUGGAAAGGUGUUCUGUGCUGCCUGCUGCAGCCUGAGGAGCAGACUGAUUUACAUGGACAGGAAGGAGGCCAGAGUCUGUAUCACCUGUCACUCUGCCCUACUGAGUGCUCAUUCGAGAGAGGGUAUGUGUGACAUGUCUAACCAGAGUCCUAACUCCAACAACCCAGCAGAGUACUGCAGUACCAUCUCACCUCUGCAGCAGAUCCAAUCCUCAGGGACGCUGACCUCCCUUCCCCCCACUGUGAUGGUCCCUGUGGGAGUUCCUAAAACACCCGGCUCCGAGGGGUCUCUCGCGCGGGAGCAGAGGAGGGUGUGUUUUGCAGACGGGAUCCUACCCAAUGGGGAAACAGCGGAAUCCCCCAAGCCCCCUGCUACCAGCCCCGCUCCCUCGCGUCCAUUGGCCGUCUCGCAGUGUUCCAACAAAUCCUCCACUGCUGAUUCGUCAGAGGCAUUGUCCCCUGCAGCCCCAGUGGGAAGCCCUGUAGGCAGCUCCAUCAGUCUAAUUCCGGAGGACGGACUUCCUCCCAUCCUCAUCUCCACCGGAGUUAAAGGAGACUAUGCGGUGGAGGAGCGUCCCUCUGAGAUGGUUCUGAUACAGCAGCUGGAGGAGGGAGGGCCUGACCCCUUGGUGUUUGUGCUCAACGCUAACCUGCUGGCCAUGGUCAAACUGGUCAACUACGUAAACAGGAAGUGUUGGUAUGUGACCAGUAAGGGGAUGCAUGCAGUUGGCCAGGCUGAGGUGGUGGUGCUGCUGCAGUGUCUGCCUGACGAGAAGAGCAUUCCCAAAGACCUCUUCAGCCACUUCGUACAGCUCUACCAGGAGGCCCUCACAGGUAAUGUUCUGACCCACCUGGGCCAUUCGUUCUUCACCCAGAGUUUCCUGGGCAGCAGGGAGCAUGGAGGGUUCCUCUACGUCUCCCCGUCUUUCCAGUCCCUCCAGGACCUGAUGCUCCCCAACCCCCCCUACCUGUUUGGGGUGUUGCUGCAGAAGUGGGAGACCCCCUGGGCCAAGGUGUUCCCCCUCCGACUCAUGUUCCGGCUGGGUGCAGAGUACAGAUUCUACCCCUGCCCUCUGUUCAGUGUGCGGUUUAGAAAACCCCUCUUCGGAGAGACCGGCCACACCAUCAUGAACCUGCUAGCAGACUUCCGUAACUACCAGUACACGUUGUCCCUGGUGAAGGGUCUGGUGGUGGACAUGGAGGUGAAGAAGACCUGCAUCAAGAUCCCCAGCAACCGAUACAACGAGCUAAUGAAGGCUAUGAACAAGUCCAAUGAGCACGUCUUGGCCAUGGGGGCGUGUUUCAACGAGCGGGCCGACUCCCACCUGGUGUGUGUACAGAAUGAUGACGGAAACUACCAGACACAGGCCAUCAGCAUUCACCAUCAACCACGCAAAGUGACCGGCGCUUGUUUCUUCGUGUUCAGUGGUUCUCUAAAGGCAGGACACCUGGCCAAGACCAGCAUUGUUGAAGACGGUGUGAUGGUGCAGAUCACAGGAGAGACUAUGGACGCUCUACGGCAAGCCCUGAGGGACAUGAAGGACUUCAGUAUCACCUGUGGCCUGGUCGACCAGGAGGACAGACAGGAACAUGUUCACAUACAGUGGAUAGAAGAUGACAUCAACUUCAACAAGGGAGUGAUCAGUCCUAUCGAUGGGAAGUCUAUGGAGUCCAUCACUAGUGUGAAGAUCUUCCAAGGGUCGGAGUUCAAGGCCAACGGGAAGGUCAUCCGCUGGACAGAGGUGUUCUACCUCCAGAGUGAUGACCAGGCUCAGCCCAACGGUCUGAGUGACCCUGCUGAUCACAGCCGUUUGACGGAGAACGUAGCGAGGGCGUUCUGUGUGGCGUUGUGCCCUCACCUGAAACUGUUGAAGGAGGAUGGCAUGGCCAAGCUGAGCCUACGUGUCACCCUCGACUCAGAGCAGGUGGGUUACCUGGCGGGCAGUAAUGGCCAGCCUCUCCUCCCCCGUUACCUGAGCGACCUGGACAGUACCCUGAUCCCUGUCAUCCACAGCGGGGCAUGUCAACUCAGUGAGGGCCCUGUCAUCAUGGAGCUGGUUUUCUACAUCCUGGAGAUUAUCUCCUAGGAGACGGAUGCAACGGACCCCCUCCCGUCUCCUGGUUCUCCCUUUCUCUCUGCCACCACCUCUUUUUUUCCCCCCUCCCAUUCUGCCUCGCCUCCCAUCCCUUCAGAGGGGCUGAAAACUGAGCAGGGCAGCUAGCUAAUGUUACUGUCCCUUCACCAGACGGACAGCUAGCUCUGCUGGUUAGCUACCAGCUAGCUAAUGUUGCUAUCCCUUCACCAGACGGACAGCUAGCUCUGCUGGUUAGCUACCAGCUAGCUAAUGUUGCUAUCCCUUCACCAGACGGACAGCUAGCUCUGCUGGUUAGCUACCAGCUAGCUAAUGUUGCUAUCCCUUCACCAGACGGACAGCUAGCUCUGCUGGUUGGCUACCAGCUAGCUAAUGUUGCUAUCCCUUCACCAGACGGACAGCUAGCUCUGCUGGUUAGCUACCAGCUAGCUAGCGUCCCUCCACUCAGCCUAUGCACCAUCUCUUCUCUGUCCUUGGACCAGAUCACAUGAUCCAGGAAGUCUGAGUAGCAUUCCAGUUCCACUGUGGUAGCUAGAGGACAAAGCAGAAGCACAGUUCUCUGGGAAAUGUAUUCUCUGAAGGCCUUGUUGUAGCAUGGGGUGCUCUGAGGAACUGAUGGAGAGGUGUCCAGAGCUCUGCCUGAUGAAACGGCACUUCUAUCUCCGCUGACAGGGACAUCACGCGGUCCGGUGAGCUAGGAAGGUGAAAGAAACUCCGAUAAGUGGAGAGAGAGAGAGAGAGGAAGCAUCCUCCUGUUGAUGCGGUUUCAUUUUGCACCCCGGUGCUCAGUGUCGGUGCCUACAGGCACAACUCUUCACAGAGGAAGGAAGGGUUUAAGGAAGGAUGCAAGAAAAGGAAGGACUCUCCUCAGGGGUCUUAAGUCUGGCCUCUUUUAGCUUUAUCCAAUGAUCACCAGAUUCUUUAUUUCCUGACGCACUUCCUGGACUACAGUUUGUUUGCUCUGGUUGUGUUGUUGGAAUGUUUUCUAGGCAGCACAAUUGUAGUUGUCUCACUCGAUCCUCCUGUAGCAGAGAUGCAGCGCAGCAUCCUACUCCCUUGUUAGGGCACAACUUGACCCCAUAGGCCUUCGGUGAAAAGUCGUGAGCUAUAUAAGGGAUAGGGGUCCAUAGAUUUGGGAUGCAGCGCAGCCCAGGACUGCCCUCUGCUGUGUGAAUAAGGACCUAAACAGCUUUGUAAGAAUAAUGUAAUUCUGUUCUUGAGGAUGAGAAACUGUAAGGUCUAAUUUUUGUCGAUAAAUUUGGCAGAACAAGCCCCUCUUCCCCCCCAAUAGACAUGCUGACAUUUCGUAAAGAUAGUGACGGUAAAUCUGAAGUUGUGUGUAAACAAAGAUCAAUAUAUUAUUAAGUACUUGAGACAUGACCAUUGUGGUUUUGUUGGUAUAAAACAAUAUUCCUACGAUAUGAACGAGCAGUGCUACGAUAGAUAGACAAGUCUCAUCUGUAAACUCAGACAAUCACGCAUGAAUAUCUGCAGGAGAUGCAUUGACAAACAUCAUUUAAGGUAUACGUUUGUAUACCGUAUGUAUUAAAGAUAGUCAUUUGAUUGUGACGAUAAAAUAAAUGUGUUUGGCAGGGCAGUAAUUGAGGACGUAGUAUAAUGAGGACAAUGAAUAAACAAACUGCUCUGGACAAAUGACAUUUAAAAUGGUUAUUGUUGGAGGGUUUCAUUCCUCCUGGGUCGUGUUCAUUCGGCACCACACGGAAGAAAACAGACUGUGACAGGAAGGGACUAACUGAACUACCUGUCCAACGAGGAACACUUGUUUUCAUUUUCCACUGUAAAACGUUUUGCGCUAAUGUAAUACGGCGUUGGAGUGUUGGAGUUGUCCAAUAAGAAACACUCUUUUCUUUUUGUGUGUCUUUUGCAUUAUUAUUUUCUGUAACAUGCCCUAAUGAACAGCAUCCCAGUUUUCUGGAGAGGGGGGGACGAUCAUUGUCAUUGUGUGUGUGUGUCAGUGGCUUCCUUAUCUUCACACUGCAGUGUGCAACUUCAAUAGGAAACAUUUGAAAGAUUCUUUUUCGUCCCAAGAUUUUCCAUGGAUAUAUUGGAACCGUACGAAACGGGGCGGGACCUACCUAAAAUGGUCCAAUAGAAACUCUCUUGUUAUGACCAAUCAUUUUCCGUUUGCUUACGGUGUACACUAGUGAACACACCCUUUGACUCCCCUCCCUCCCUUGGCAUUACUUCAGGUGUGCAUUAACCCGAAGGUGUAUUUUGUUUUUGUUUUUCUUGAUGGUAGCAUUUUGUUAUUGAAUUAAACAGACUUUCUACCAGAACUCUGUACUGCAUGUAUCCAGAAACCAACUCGACAAGCUCGCAAUGGUGACGAGAGCGAACCAACUUCUCUGCGGACAACAUUCUGCCGUUGAGUCCAACACACAAACAUCCAUUGGAUCAGCCUUGAGCUUUUCAGAAAAUCCUGUUUUCUUCUUCAUUUUAACAUUUUGAUAUCAUCAAUCCAACCAAAAAAAGCAUCUGUAUGAAAAGCCAAAAACCCUGUACAUCUUUACCGUUCACAACAAAUGUCUAAACCAGUCUAUCAAACUGUAGUAUAAUAAAAAUGUAUAUACAAGUUGAAA